CUUCUCCUCCAAAACCUUCUCUUUGGCUACCAUCUCUCUCCCUCUCUCUCUCUCUCCUCCGCCCAUUCCUUCGCGAUCUCACUCUCGCUCUUCUCCAUCGGUCUCCGCCGCCCGAUCUCGCCGCCGCGCGCGCGAUGCCGUCGGAUGGCGAGGCCUCACCGUCGCCUCUGGAUCUGGCGCCGCCGCCGGCCACCGCUGAGUCGUCACCGUCGUCGUCAGAGCGGCUUCGGCCGGAUCCGUCGCCGAGGAGGACUCGCUUGCCCCGUGCUUGCACUUCUCGUCCCUCUCCUCGUCUCCUCUCGCCCCCUGAUCCUCGCCCCUCGCCCGCCGACCUGAAGGAGCGAGAGGAGCGGAGGAGGAACGCUCGGAUUAUCACCACUUUAGGCCCGCCACCGCCUUCCUCUCCCUCGCUGCUCCCCCGCUGGGGCCUUCGCUCCAUGUGGGAACUCGCGUCUCUUCUCAACUUCCUUCAUGUUUUUCGGCCGAUGUUGAACAUUGCGGCGGAGUUCUCAGCCGAGGAGCUCGAGACGGCGUUGAUCACUCCCAAUAAUACGCUUGAAGAGAUUCAUAUACCUCUGUUAAAGGCAAUCCCCCCUGUUAUCCGCAUGGCAUUAGGGCAUGCUACCUGGAUCACUGUACUUUGCAGGAAAUUGAAAUAUUGGUGGCAUUGGGUUGCAGAAGGGGAGCCACCAAUAAUUGCGUCCCAUGGAACAGAGAUUGAAACAUACAAGACUCUUGAUCCGGGGACACGGAUGCUAAUCCUGAAAGCAUUGUGUGACAUCCGUGUUGAGCAAGAAGACAUUCGGACUUAUAUUGAGAGUUCCUUGAAACAAGGCAUUCAACUAACAGCAUUUCGCAGAGAAAGAAUAGGAGGUGAUUCACAUGGGAUAUCAUACUGGUACGAAGAUGAUCCUAUUAUUGGUCAUCGGUUGUAUCGGGAGAUCAGGCAAGUGGAAGUUACAAAGUUUAAGUCAAAGGGUCCUUCCCGUCCUGUUGUAUCUUACCAAUGGGAAACAGUGGCAACCAACUUUGAUGAAUUUCAAGAAGUUUCAGAUAAGCUCUUCUUGAGUAAAAACAAGACUGAAGCUGUCCUUGGAAAGAAGUUAAAGAUUCGCAUUCUACCAGAGAUCGAGAAAAUUCACAAGAAGAAAGAGAGAUUGUUGAAAAAACAACACAGACAAGCUCUUCUUCUUGAUAGCUUUUUGACUACCGAAGGACAUACAUCAGGUCGUGCACUCCGUGACAGAAAACCAGUUACAUAUACUUUUGAUGAUUAUGACCGGUCCAUUAGUGAGGCGAUAAAGAUCACAAAACAACCCUCUCCUGAGCAAAUCACCAGAAGAGAAGCUGUGGCUAAAACUAAUGCAUCCACAAAUGGGAAGUGGAGUGAAUCUCCACGUAUUUCACAACAACUAGAAAACAAGUCCCAGUUUCCAAAGUCGGAGAAUUGGGAAGAGAUUGAUGCAGGACACCUGUCUGAACCUCUUGAUCGCAGGCGGAGGAAGAGGCCUCAACGAUAUUCGGAGAAGGAGUUCGUUGAAGCUGUUCCAGAUGAGUUAGACUUUGACAGUGAUGAUGACAUAGUUGGAGAAGCAGUUUAUGAUGAGGAAUACCUUAGAAGCCGAAAGCAGAGAAAAGUUGCAAGCAGCUCUGAUGGGGAUGAGGAAUACCGCUGGGAGGAUGAAAACGCGCAGGAUGAGGAAGAAGAUGAUGGUGAUGAUAACUUCAGCGAUGGUGAAGACCAAGUUGAGCACCGCCAAUCCGGGAAAUUUCUCCAUCGUAGUAGGCGGGAAACGAAAAUGAGAUCUGUUGGUGAACUACAAUCAGGUCUUAGACGCAGCAAAAGGUCCACUAGACAGCGUGUAAAUUACAGACAGUAUGCAGUGUCUGACACUGAAGAAGGCUAUACCAAACGGUUCAAACCUCCCAAAUUGAAGGUCUCUGAUGUGAAUUGGGAUCCUAGUGAUGAGCUUGAAAUGCCAGCCCCAAGUCCAGAAUCUCAGCAAAAGGACAUCGAUGAGAAACUUACAGAUCAAAACUCACAUCAUAAACAGCAAGCACGGGAAUCAGCUGAAACUACGAGCAGCUCUCAGGAAGAAGACGACAGUGCACAAAGACGGUUUCUAGAUCUUAACAAGCUUGCUCCUGUAAUUGGUAUAGACGAUGGAUCUCGCCCUCUUUUGAAGGAUGAAGAUGUUGAUAACUUCCUACCAUCCAAAGCUCAAACAGUCCAUUCAUGAUGCAAUGUUCACAACAAAUACAUCAGGAUUGCCGAAAGGAAGACCCAGCAGCAUUUUUCGGUAUUUCCAAAGUCCAUGAAUGUGAGCAUCAUAUCAAGGAUUGCUGAAUGGAAGGGGCUGUAGGUCUUGCAUUUGUUUUCGAUAUUUGUAGUUGAUGAAUGUGGGUUUACAUACAGCCUUUCCAUUCCAUCUGGUUAAGCUUAUCAGGAAUGCCGGAAUGAAAGUUGUCGAUUCUGUUUUUAUUUUCGAUUUUUCAUAGCCGAUAAAUGCGGGUUUACCGUCUUCCAAUUCUGAUGAGGCAGACAGGAAAAUACAAAGAUGUAAAAUGUGAGGGAAAAAAAGUUUUCAUGACUUGAUCUUGUGGAGAAUAUACAGCAGUAGCUCUCAGUUCAUUGUUGAGAUUCAUUGUUGAGUGCAUUCUAGUCUCAAUUUCUCAUGGUAAUGAAAUCAAGGAGUUUGUGUUUUUGCUGGU
Dioscorea cayenensis subsp. rotundata (Guinea yam) is the source of this 2712-nucleotide messenger RNA. Its product is annotated as DDT domain-containing protein DDR4-like. The coding region runs from base 135 to 2240 and encodes 701 amino acids. Gene Ontology annotation, cellular component: RSF complex. The transcript is spliced from 12 exons. Gene Ontology annotation, biological process: regulation of DNA-templated transcription. The record is from RefSeq and is a predicted model, not a curated record. NCBI's taxonomy places the organism in Eukaryota, Viridiplantae, Streptophyta, Magnoliopsida, Dioscoreales, Dioscoreaceae.